Messenger RNA from Daldinia loculata, 1011 nucleotides. RefSeq lists its product as uncharacterized. The record is from RefSeq and is a predicted model, not a curated record. The coding region runs from base 218 to 844 and encodes 208 amino acids. NCBI's taxonomy places the organism in Eukaryota, Fungi, Ascomycota, Sordariomycetes, Xylariales, Hypoxylaceae. The transcript has a single exon.
CGUGUAAUUUUUAAGGGGCACAUCUCCCAUCGAUGAAGCCAAUGUCGUUUCUAGGCCAUAACCUGCACGCUAUUCAGUUCUUACUCGUGUGAAGAGUUUUAUCAAUUAAUCAAGCUUUCUUUUGGACAAUUCUCCUCAUCACUAAACGAGGUCUUUAUAACUUUUUUUCAUAUUAGAGUGUCUAUUCGAAGAGUAUCCACCGAAUAUCUACCUGAUUAUGACAAGGGUCAAACGAAAAGUAGCCGAAGCUGAGACAACACGGCCUAGCCCCAAGCGCGCAAAGAAUAUGAAAGGGACAAGCAAGUAUGAGCAAUUGGAGAGCGAGAGUAUUGACGAUGACGACGAAAGAUCGGACUACUCGGAAGAGGACGAGGAACCGCGGAGAAUUCUUACUUUCAAAGAACUUCAAGUCGCUUACCCACUCCCGAUGAUCAGAGAUCUUAAAGCCCGGAAAUUGAUCCAAGAUCGUACCCCCUCCGCGGCGGCAAGCAGCAAUAAGAAUAAGGACGUGACCGCAGUUUAUACCGUCGCACAUGCGAAACACGGUCCGUAUAUAGGCCACGAAUUCGACUUAUUAGGCACAUAUAGUAGUCUCGAAGCAGCUAAUGUGCAAGUUCUGAGCUUCUUCAACGCAAAGUACCAAAGCCAUAUGGACUCCGAUAGUGUACUCAUAAAAGGUCGAGAAGUCCAAGGGGACAUCGGUGCUUGUUAUUGGAUCGAUAAAAAUGGGUUUCUGUCGUUUUAUGGUCGCGAAGAGAACGUUGAAUUCAAAAUCAAUAUUAUUAAGCAGGAAGUUAGGACGAAUGGCCUCGUGGGAGGGCGGAUCUCAAUACUCAGUGGAUAGAGAAGCGUCGCGACAAGAGGACAUAGAAUGAAGGUUUGCGAGGCCCGAUUGCUUACGUACGAAGCUAUAUAGUAUUUCUGUAUUCCUAUAUUGUUAUAGAUCUAUAGCCUGUAUAUCUAGCUUAGAACGAUAGUUAACUAGUACUUAACAUCCUGGAAGUAUUGCGG